Molecule: messenger RNA, 1016 nt
Organism: Salmo salar (Atlantic salmon)
Lineage: Eukaryota; Metazoa; Chordata; Actinopteri; Salmoniformes; Salmonidae
Source: RefSeq, a predicted model, not a curated record
UCACAUCCUCUCUUACACAAACAUCCUUCCCUCCUCUGUGAAGAUGUCCAGCUCUCAAACAACCACCACUAAUGGGGUGGUGGUCAUCACCCAUGUCCACCCCUAUGGGAACGGGAUGGCUGCAGCACCGUGUUUGGAUAAUAUUGGAGUAGCCAGUGGAAUAUUUGUCUGGGGAUCUAUCAUUUAUGUAAUUGCAGGCUCUCUCACUGUUGCCGCUGACAACAAACUGAACAAAUGUCUGGUGGAAGGCUCCCUGGGAAUGAACGUUGUCGCCACGGUUACUGCUCUUACUGGCAUCAUCCUCCAUUCUUUAGACAGUGCUGGGAUCAUGUUAUACUGUGACUAUCCAUACCAUUAUCCACACGAUUUCUGUCAACAGUACUGGGUCAGGUCCCAGGGAAUAUCAGGUGUUUUGGUUGUUUUCUCCUUGCUGGAGUUCAUAGUGUCCAUCUGUGUCUCGUCAUUCGCCUGCAGAGCUGUCUGCCUGUGCUGCCAUUCCACCCCUGAGGUGAGUCUAUAGACUUAGAUUUCUGUAAAAAAAAACAUUUUUUGUUACAAAAUGUUGUAAAUCUCAAGGUUAUUUACCCAAGUUCUCUGAUAUUAUGAGUUAAGUACGUAUUUCACAAGUGGAAUUUCAUUCCAAAAGUCUCACUUUGGGGUCACUAGCCAUUCCAGCCCGUGGGGCUACCGUGCGUAAGAGCGCAGUCAAAAGUGUGCCGUAGGGCAGUGGUCCCCGACCGGUUUAAUGUCAGACAAUAUUUUCACGGACUGGCCUUUAAGGUGUGGCGGAUAAAUACACAAAAUAAAAUGACUCGACCGGCAUAAAAACCUUGGUAUUUAUUAAAUAUAAUAAUAAACGUGAAUCCACUGUGCGUCCUCGUAACAUCGCACCAACAACAUAACAUGAGUAACAUCCUCUCUGCCCCUAACACUCUCUGGUUGCUAUGGUAACGUUUAAACAUGCCUUAAAAAUACGAUACAACACAAAAACAAAUAUAAAGUGCAUGAAAAAUACA